Molecule: messenger RNA, 687 nt
Organism: Pieris rapae (cabbage white)
Lineage: Eukaryota; Metazoa; Arthropoda; Insecta; Lepidoptera; Pieridae
Gene: Or-14
Product: odorant receptor 13a-like
Exons: 4
Coding region: 1-501 (166 amino acids)
Biological process (GO): detection of chemical stimulus involved in sensory perception of smell; sensory perception of smell
Cellular component (GO): plasma membrane
Molecular function (GO): olfactory receptor activity; odorant binding
Source: RefSeq, a predicted model, not a curated record
AUGUUCGCUUAUAUGGUAUACUGCGCUUCCCUGUACAUCGUCAAUUUUAUUGGUUAUGACGGGUUCUUUGGCUUGUGUAUUAAUCACGCAUGUUUGAAGAUGCAGCUGUAUUGUCAAGCGUUUAAAGAGGCAUUGGCAAGUGAGGAUAUGUACGAAAAGAUCGUAGGUGUUAUUAAAGAACAGAAUCGGCUAUUUGAGUAUGUGAAUCUUAUACAAGACACGUUCAAUGUAUGGCUUGGCAUAAUAUUGAUCGCUACAAUGAUUCAAAUAUGCAACUGCAUGUAUCAUAUAACUGAGUCCGUGGAAACGGCAACACUUUUCUACAUUUCUGGUUGGGAGCACGUAAACAACAUUCCAAUAAGGAAAAUGGUACUCUUCAUGGUUGCGCGUGCGCAGAUACCAUUAGAGAUCACCGCUUUUAAUAAACUCAUAUUCGAUAUGGAUCUCUUUGUUUCGAUAUUACAAACUUCUUAUUCAAUGUACACGCUGUUGCGAUCUUAAUUUAUGAAAUUAAAAAUGUACAUCAAUUUUGUUUUAAUUUAUAAAAUGCAAAGCUAUACCGGCACCGGUAUUCAAUAAAUGGUACCCAUUUAUGGUAUAGUAUGGGUUGGUGGGCUCAGUUUCCACACUUAGACUCUCACUAGUUCCGUUGUGCGUAAAGUCCUGGCUAACUAAACCAUCCUGUCG